This is a messenger RNA of Cheilinus undulatus (humphead wrasse), 3061 nucleotides long. RefSeq lists its product as uncharacterized. Gene Ontology annotation, cellular component: cytoskeleton; cytoplasmic side of apical plasma membrane. The transcript is spliced from 14 exons. Lineage: Eukaryota; Metazoa; Chordata; Actinopteri; Labriformes; Labridae. The coding region runs from base 236 to 2002 and encodes 588 amino acids. The record is from RefSeq and is a predicted model, not a curated record. Gene Ontology annotation, biological process: positive regulation of hippo signaling.
ACACGCAACGGGGAGGGGGAGAAACCAUCGGUGCCUCUUCUGUCAUGGUUUUACGAGCCUAAGCAAAGAAAUUUGAGUGGCUGAACAAAGUUUGAGAAGACCUGUGACCGAAAUUAAAUCUUAAUUAUCAUGGUUGAUGUUAUGAUACAGUAUGGAUGAACUGCAAGGAAAAGACAAAAAGUGACACAUCAAAGACUAAAAGUUUUUCAGAGUGUAGUUACCACAGACAUUCAUCAUGUCUAACAACAUAAAGCAGGAGAGAACCAUUUGUGUUCUGCUUCCCAACAAAGACCAGCUGGACGUCACUGUCGGGCCAAAAUCCACAGGUCAGGAUGUUUUUAACCGUGUGGCUGAACUUCUUGGAAUCAAAGAGCUGCACUUCUUUGGCCUCACAGUGGUGAAAGACAAUGAGCACAUCUUUUUAGACAUGGAGGAGAAACUGACCAAGUACUUUCCCAAGGAGAGCAGGCAAGACACGGGAAAGGGAUCACAGCGGAGACUCUUACCACUUGUGCUCUGCCUUAAAGUGCAGUACUACAUAGAAAAUGGCCGACUUCUAUGUGAACGAAAGGCACGGCAUCUCUACUACUCUGACCUGCGGGAGAGGGUGCUUCGCUCUGAAUGUCGUCAGCAGGAGGAGGUGUACUUCCAGCUGGCAGGUUACGCCCUGCAGGCUGACCUCGGUGACCACCCGCUGCCCAGGGAAGACAUGGAGACUACUCCUUACUUUGAACCCAAGGAGUACUUUCCGCCCUGGAUAAUAGCAAAGCGUGGAGUAGACUAUCUCCUCUGCCAUGGGCCCAAAGUGCAUCAGGAGCUGUGGGGCAUGUCUUCUCGCGAUGCCACCCUCCUCUUCAUCAGGGAGUCAUGUCGACUAGAGGAUGUACCAGUCACAUUUUACAGACUGCAGAAGGACAAAAAGGAAGAGAGAGGAACGGCUCUGCUGGGUCUGACCCUGCGUGGAAUGCAGGUUUAUCAGGAGGUGAACAACAUACGACAGCUGCUGUAUGACUUCCCCUGGUCAAACGUGGGACGUCUUACCUUCCUGGGUAAGAAAUUUGAGAUCCAGCCAGAUGGUUUGCCUUCAGCCAGGAAGCUGGUGUACUUCACUGGGUCAUCUUUUCGCUCCCGCCACCUCCUCCUGCACCUGAGUAGCAGCCACCGCGUCUACCUCAGCCUCCAGCCUGCCCUCAAACACCUACGCCAGCUGGAGGAGACUGAAGAGAAAAAGCGUUACAGGGAGUCAUACAUCAGUGAUGACCUGGACUUGGACCCCCCCGGCAGUGAGAGCAGCCCUGGUCUGUCCCGACGCUCCACCAGCAGCUCUGGAAUCGAAGCUGAUGCUCGACAACACAGCCUGUCCACCGAAAUGACCUCGAUGGAGGAUGAAGGUCAGCAUGGAGCAGAGAAGUGUUUCAGCUCUGCAACAAGCCGUGGCAGCUCCUGCACAUCUGGGUUCGACACAGGCAGUAAGGCUCGAACGGAAGACGAGGGCUGGCAAGAGGAAGAGAUUGGGAUUGAUGUAGAAAGUCCAAAAGAGGUUCUUGUGGAUGAUCCUUAUGAGAUGUUCCAGUUGGCUGAUAUUCUUGAAGGAGUGUCUGUGGAUUGUUCAGUACUUUCUCCCAAGACUCCAUCACCAGAAAACAUAUCGUGUCUCACAGACAGUGAUGAAGAUCUGGUUAAAUUACAUGACAAGGAGUUGUUAAAACAGAUCCAGAUACCAAGGGCGCAAGUGUGCGUGGAUCGUCACAGCCACAGCUUGGAUGACGUACGUCUGGUUCCACCUCCAGCACCCCUUGGGACGACGCUGCCCCCUGAUUCCUCCCACAGCUACACCUUCGGCCUUCCAGAUGCCUCAGCAAACACGAAAGCCCCCGCCGAUCACUGUCAAUACCCCCUAUUACACUGCCAAGCCAAACCUUCCUUUUACGGCCGCAGGUCGACCAACUGUCUGUCCCUGGACACAAUAGGUGACGAUCAGUUCCUGGAGUUCAUACUUUGAACACAUCCAUGAAUACCCCUGUGCUCUUACUUUAUUCACAGUGCAACUUAACUCAAAGCACAUGAAUGUCUCAGUGUUUGUAUUUGUGGCGUUGAUAACGAGGGAUGUGUGUUCUCCACAUAGCAGAGACAUUGUUUUAAAAGAUGGAACCUCUCAUUCCUCUCAGAUAAUUCAUUAGUUAACAGAAAUCUCAUUCAGCAGCAUUUAAAUCACAAAAAGAGCAUAUUUAUUAAUGUUGUAUAUUAUGUAUAUACUUUCUGCACUAUUUUUUUACAUUUCAAACACUCAGUGCUAAUGCAUUUCUAAUCAACUUUUUUAUUUUCUAUUAAGUUCACACAAUCAUUUUCUUAAGUCUAAGUUUCAUUAUGAGAGUAUCAAAUUUUACAACCGGACAUUUUAAAACCAAGCGGAUUCUGAGGCCAUGCGGUCAUUGGACUUCAUUUCCUCACCCUCAGCCUAUUUUCCAAUGUAAACAUAGCAAUUUCCUCUUUUUCUGCAGGAUAAUCUCAAUAAGCUGCAGUGCUAAUGUUUUUACCUUGUCCUCUUAAUUUUUUAUAAUUGUGUUUUAUAAUGUACUUUAUUUUUGUACAGUCUGCUCUGUCAUGCCUUUCCUAUUAGUCCGCCACAGUAAUGUAGCCACUGAUGUGGAAAAUUGAACCUCUUUACAGCUGGUAAUGCAUUCAUCCAAAGCUUCUCCAUUCUAUACUUGUCUCCUGCUGCCGUAAUUACAACAGAGAAGUAUUAUUUGUAAAGCACUAUUUCUGUAACCAGUGAGUGUGUAAUGAUUCUGCAGUACUUUAGUGUUAUGUAACCCUCCCAAACAAAGAGCUCUUCUUUCUUUCCUCUUUUAUUGGAAUUUCACUGUUUUGUAAAUGAUAAUUGGAAUUCAAAAGAGCUGAUGUUUUUUGUUAACUCACAGGGCAAGAGUGUCUCGAAAAUGAAAAACUUUUAUUAAGAGCCAAUCAUAUAUUUUUGCCUCCUAUGUUAACUCAAAAGUGUACAUUAAUUUUUAUCUGAAGAAAUGUUUUUUAUGAUAGUGAAAAUAAAUUCUCAAUUUCA